CUGUGCGAGUGCGGCCCGGCUCGGGGCAGCCCUGCCGCGCUUUUGGCUUUGCCCUUAUUUCCACUCCCUCCUCCCCCGAGAUCUGGCUGCUCUUGGGCUGCUGCCGCGGCAUUUCCCCUCAGGAAGCGGUGAGGGGGUGGGCGCAGCAGCCGUGGCCAGGCCGUGGGGUGCUCCGGCUUUGGCGUGCACCAUGCCCUGUGUCACUCUUGUUGCGUUUCUCUGCCAAGGAAGUGGUUUUUGAAAUAAUGCGCGAAUGUUGCCUGCAGGAAAAGGGGAAGGAAACGCGGCCGGGAGGAAGAGAACCCCCUCACCUGCUGAGCAGGGCAGUCGCAAGCUGAGGUCGACAAACCAUGAAGAAAGAAUAAAGGAAUCCUGAAGCAGUAGCAGGCUGUUUGCUCCUGGACUUUGUCCAAAGGGACUGUUUGCACAUCAGUGCUCUCUCUUACCAGGUGUGGCACAGAGUGGGACCAUGGAAGGAAAGGAGACGUCACCAAGUCACACCUCAGAGAGCAGCAUAUUGGACCUCCCCUCUGCUUGUGACCUAGCAGAGCACUUUCUGCCUCCACACAGCUCUGAAAACAGUGAGGACCUUUAUCCUUCUGGGGAUGUUUUUCCCUCUCCACCCACAGGAGAGAGCAAUCCAUCAUCUGCAGCUCCUGUGAGCUGUUCUGCUGAAGGCUCUGAGGAAGCAAACGUGAGAUGUUACCCAAAAGCAGGGCUGUGUGAGCCCUCCGAACCCAAUGAUGCUGUGCUCUCAUGGACAUAUGAACGUGACAGUGCAGAAGGUCCCAGCAUCAGGGACUCUCUGGAUGGCUUCUACAACAUGUACUGUAGCAAGCAGCCAGAGAGAAAGGAUCCAACCUACGAGGCUGCCUCACGGUGUCUGUCACAGAAGAUUUCAGAGCUGGAACAAAAGGAUGGAACAAAAUACGUGUCACGUUGCCUGCAAAUGGCGCAGUUGGUCUUGAACAGAGAUGGAUGUAAGAUCUUUCCAAACCACCCCCCUUCUGCUUGCUUUUCAAAGCCAGGUGAAGGAGAAGUCUUGUUGGAAACCAGAACGAGGACACCUGGACUCUCAGAUGACAUCCUGCAGUUCCUCUUGAAACAAACACAGGCAGAACGUAACCCUGAUGGGUCACACGAGAAGUGAGCAAGUCAGUGGUUUGUUUCUGUCCUUGGAGCUUUGCUUUCACUCCAGAAAGAGGUGACUUUCUUAGAAAGACAUUGUUCUCUGAGCACCACCUUCAACACCAGAGGCUCCAUGGAGGGGUUCACCCAGAGCAGACCUUGCACCUUGGUCUCUGCAGGGCAGGACUGAAUGAGGAACAUCCAUGUAACUGCUUGGGAUGUGUUGACUAAUUGGGAGGGGUGAUGCAGUGUUUGUUGCUGGGACAUCAAUUGUGAUAAUUUUUACCUGCCAGGCUUUUAAAUUGGCCUACAUCCUUACCCCAGCUGAGCAGUGGUCCAGCCCAAGUUCAGUCCCUGUGGGCUGUGGAUGGCUGUCCAGGUGCUUUUGGCUGUAACAGACUGUUUUGAGUGACCUUGGCAUGGUGUGCCCCAGCCCUACAGAGGGAAGGUUUUUGUUCCAUACCUGGCUGAUACUGUAACACAUUUGCCUCCACGGGGUGCCUGUUAGCUCUGUGUUUUUAUAUGCAGACAUAUGACCCCACAGAUCAUGAUUGCAAUGCCAGGUGAGUUCUUCUGACAGAGGCAGCGUGUGUGUGCAUGAGAAAGAGAAAAUACAGUUUGUGAGCAUGUUUUCUGACAGUGCUGCUGUCCUGUUUACCAACCCACCAUCAUCCCCCCAACAACCUUCAGUUCCUUUCUGACUUUCGUGAUGGUGCUAAUGAGAUCCCUGGGGGAAUGUUCCCUUUAAAACGAAACAGAUCUCUCUGAGCCCAAAGAGGCUGAUGUCAGUCAGCAACAGAGCAAUGAACCCACACACAGCCACUUAAGGUUUCUCGCUCGGAAGCCUCCCGGCUCGGUGGCUUCUUUGCUGCUUUCCUGCCUCUGCCAGGCAGAUAAAUGUCUUUUCCACCCACUGGCCUGUCCACUGAAAGAGGAGUUUGCUGUAGUGAUGUUGUUUGCUGACUGGGGAGGCCAUUCUCCAGUGUGGGUGUGAGUAGGGAAGCAGAGAGUGCCAGAGGAAGGGAUGUGUUUGAGAUGACAGCAGAUGGGCAAAGGAGAAAGAAAGAAAGGGUGGUUGGGGUCUCAAAGAUCAGCAUCAAUGUGGUUACUCCAGUACAGCCACACUGCUCACACCAGUUUUGGUAUUGGAUAUCCAGUGUUUGCCAGCCCAGCUGCUGAGACCUCUCACCCACUCCCUCUCCACACUGGCCAGAUCUCAGAGUGGGUGUUUGUGUUCCUGCAUGUCACAUUCCCUGCUGCAGUCCCACAUAGGGCUGCUAUUCCUGCCUUGCUGCCCCCGGCAGAUUGGCACAGUGGCUGUGCUCUGCAGGUGUUUCCAGCAAAGGCAAUGGAAAUUUGGCUGCUGCCUUCAGUCAGAGCAGGAGGAGGCCCAGCUGGCUGCAAGUUAUGGCCAAAGUCUUAGGAUUUGGUGUAAUCUCUCUUUGCAAACAGAUUGAUAUUGGAAGUGCCUGGAUUUGUUUUCCUGUCCAUGAGUCAUCAUGGAACCAAUACAUUUGGCUUUGUGGUGGUCCUGCUUGGUGUGUUGCUUGCUUGCUUUUAUGGCAGAGGUGUUGUACAUGUGCUGGAGGGCACACAGAAUACUGGGGCAGACCUUCAGCUGCUCCCCCAACUACUCAAGUUAAUGGUGCUAGGGGGAAAAACAGAGUUGAGGAUGCAGCAUCAUUUCUGUAGCAGCAAACAAAUCCACAGAUGCUUGUGUAUCAAAAUCCAGAUGAAAGCACCCUGCUGGCAAAAACUGUAGAGAAAGGUCAUAGCAGCUAGUUUAGCCAUAGGUACAGCUGGGAAAAGGAAGCAUACUCCUGAGUGUGCUGUCAGUAAUUACAGUAACAUCAGUGGCCCCUCUGCCAGCUCACAUUGCUUAACCCCACAGAGCUGUCACAGCCAUAAGGGCAUUGGUACUGACAGAUGUAGGGAGCUAUUGCUAAGGGUGUACAGGGAAGAAGGAAGGUCUUCAGUGUGAAUCAGAUGUUGCUUUUAAUUUUUUGCCAGCAUUUAUGCUGUUCCACACGGUUAAAUUAGUUGCUGUGCAAAACCUCUGAGCUGCCAUUUAAAGGGAAAUAAACUCCCAUGAAGAGAGAGAUGGAGAAAUCAGAGGUCUGCAUCUGAAUCCCUUUAGGUGCUGUAUUUGGUUUGUUGAUGAAUUGGUCAGUGCUUUGGGUUAGCUCUAAAACCAUCUGGUUUCCUGAUCAGACUUGUUUUUUAAAGGAAAUAAAAACCAAAGACAUUCAAUUUCCACAAAGAAAGCUUGCUGGAAAAUAAGUUCCUGCUCUUUAGGGGAGACCUGCUGCUACUGAUGUCUGAGACACCCCUACUGGGUUUUGAUGGAAAUGAAGCCCUGAUUGACUCUAGUCUGACCCCAGAGUAGCCCUAGAGACACACGUGGGUUUCCCUACUCGCAACAAAACACGAGGUGUCUGCCUGGAGCCCCUCUGGGGUGUGCACAGGAUGCGCCUCCUGAGGCCUUAGUAACCUGAGCUGCCAUCAUUUUAUCCAUUUUUGGAAUGAGUUAUAGCAAACAUUGAGGGAGUAGCUGUUCAUUUGUUGUUCAGUGUUUUCAGUGAUGGCAAAAUGAGGCCUCUGUAGUUUGGGAGAUGUGUGUCCACACAGGAAGUUAACCUGGGGUCCCUCUGUGGGGAGAUGUUGCUGCUUCACACCAGGGGCCAGAGGGGGAUGGGGCACCUCCAGAGAGCUCCUGCUCCUUCUUCAGCUCCUCUGGUUCGUGGGCUGCACAACUGCCUUUAACGUCACUGUUUUCUCAUUAGAAAUGUCCGGUGCAGCAAGAAGACGCUCAUUACUCUUGAACCCUUUAGGUACUGAGAUGCAAGCAAUGACAAAAUAGAGAAUAGGUGGCUGCUGAAAGAGCAUGAAGAGAGAUACUGGCAGAGGAAAGCAUGAAACUGUUCAAUUUUAAGGACCAACGUAGGCAGAACAGGCUGGAUACAGCUGAAAAAUUUGGAUUAUGACUCAUAUCUACAAAUCUUGGCUGGCAUCUUGCAGAGGGUAGGGUAAUCUUGGUGCUGCUGAAACAUGCAGUCUUUUGAGAAGUUUGAACCCCUCAGAAUCAGGAGUGCCUGCAGUUCUGUGCGCUGCUCACUUCCAGUGGAUCAUGGAUAUGACUAUCCAUGGCUUCCUCAAGGUAAGACCAGAAUCUUUUUGCAUGGCAAGUACCAAGAGUGGUAUGAAGCCCUCACAGAAAUGUCCCAUGUUCUGUCUAUUUCUCCCAUCCUGUGCAAUAAUCUGAGAAACUGAGUUUAUUCCUGAGAGGUGAAGUGCCUUCCUCUCUCCAUGGCUUGCACUUAGUUUUGACACUUGUGUGGUUUCAGCUCACCCUAUCUCCCCAGCACUGCUGGUUCUCACCUCUGCUGCCAAAGCCAGCUGCUGUCACCUCCCUUCAUUCCCCUGUGUGUGGGGACUGCUUUAGCAAAGGCAUCUGGGGGCUUACACUGCAGAACAAGUCCAAGGGGUUUUUUCCUUCUGCUUGUUCAAGGCUCACGGCCGAGGAGCAGAUCUCUGAGCCUAACUGAGAACAGCACCUGAAAACCUACACCACCUUUCAGGGCUCUGGGUAUACAGGAUCCCUCCCACAAGAUCUUCAAGCAAGAUGUGUAAGUGAAGUAAAAGAUGGGGAAUCACAUCAGUCCCAUAGGGUAAGACAAGCAAGGCCAAAAUUGAUCCACCAUUGCCAAGGAGGAGGAAUGCAGGACAUGGUGAGGACUUGACAACCAUGCCUCAGGGGUUUCCCUGCUGCGUAGCCCAGAUCCAAAUCCCACCCAAAGUCUGCUAGAGAAGUGUGUGCUCUGAGCUGGGUGUUUUGCACCUGAGCUGGACCAGCAUCCCCAGUGUCUCAGAGGGGUGACUGUAGCGCUGCAGGCACUAAGCCCCUGCCCGUGCACACCAGCCACUGGAGCGGCCCUGGGGCUCAGCCUAGGACUGGGUCUGGCAGGCUGAGAGUGCUGCCUGUUCCCUUACAUAAAUGCCUGAUCCAAGCUCUUCUGUCAUCCCUGACGAAUCCUGCUGCUGUUAAGUCAUUCCCUGGGCUGGGAGCUGCUCCAGGACGUUUGGUAUCAAUGGCCUCUCUGCUGCUUACUCCGACAGCAUUUUUAUUUUGCCUCCCACACGGCUGCUGGUGGGAGGUGCUGAUUCAUGCCAGCGACCUACCCAGUCCUGGAGCCCCAAAGCAGCCAGGGAGAGCUGAGCUCCUCUCUCAGGUGCUGAAGCAGGCCUCAGUGAAGUGAAUGGGGCCAGGGCCAUUUACACCAGCAGGGGGUUUUUCCCCCGGAGUUUAAGGUGGUUUGGUAUACUUGGAUAUAUCAGGACAUAUGGUUGUUAAAACUGGUGUGCAACAGGCAGUAUGCAUCCUCUAGAAAUGUGGCUAUUUCAUACCUGAGCACUGGUGAUUUUGUGUGGGGCAUAUGUUUUCCCACAACACAGAAGUUCGUUUUAAAAAUACCCUCUUCUGUAGGCUUUCCCUAAUGACUAUUUUUCUACACGCAUCCAUUAGGCAACAACAUAUGCCAGCAUUUCUUCCUUAAAAGUAAAAUCUGGCACAUAACACACGGAGCAUGAAAUAAUAAGAUGUGAUUAAAGCAGUAGCUGGAGCUAACCAAAGCCAGAAAACUCGUGGCUGAAAGGUCAAACCUUUUUUUAAAUUGCCUUUGCAGUGGCCUGUUUGUUUGCAGGUGCUGGGACUUGGGAGGGAAAGUCUUGUAAUGAAAGAACAACUGUCAUAGAAAAUUACACCGUCAGUUCGAGCCAAACAAACUUUCACUCGCAUUGGAAGGUAGGUUCUUAUAGUGGGAAAUGUCAGUCAGCCUUAGGGCAGGUAUCACCUUCCAGUGUUAUCUGCACUGCUGUGAGAGAUGAGCCAGGAAUGAUGCUAAAUGGGUGCUAAAAUCAGCACUUCCCGGCCAGAGAACCGGGAUGAUUCUGUAAUUAAGCAUACUGAGGUGGGGAUGCUGUGCCCUCCAACACAUUUUCAGUGUGACUUCCACCAAUUAGUUUAAGUUGCCAGCAGCUUGUUUUGGGUAUCUGAGAGCUUCAGAGAGAGUGAGAGGGCAGGGCAUUUACACCCGCGGCUUUGUCUAACAGCAAAAGCUCAAACCCCUGCAAUUAGAGGCUGAAACAAUAAUAGAGGUUUUGCAUCUGUGGUCCAGGCUCCCUGUUUAAGAAACAACUCGGCACAUGUUCUGUGAGGCCAGCUUGGUUUUGAUCCUUGUUUUUGCAUCUUCCCUGGGUCUGACUGCUCCCUGAGACAAGUCGAGCACCGCAUGAUAAACGUGUGAGUGCAGACAAGUCCCGUGGCUGGGUUCUGUCUCUGGGAGUGUUAUUGCUGCUUGUCUGGUGCUCAAGAACAGACUGUUUGCCCGUGAAUAACUGGGGGAAAAAAUUAUUCUGGGAUGAGGAGUCAGACUGCUACUUUGAGGGCUGGGGGAGUCUUUCCAAAGGCAGCAGUGAAUUAGGCUGAGAAUGCAGUGGUGUGCUGGACAAGGGUCAGACUGAUUCCUGUGCCCCUUCCUCCCGUUCCCAUUGCCGUGGGGUGCCUCUGCAGCACCAGUGCUUGGUGAGGGGAGAUGGUGCCAGCCCCCAGGCUGCCACGAGGAGGAAGAAAUGAAGCUGAUAAAGUGCAGACACUUGUCCAGUGUUUGAGGGCAGCAGGUACCCCGACAGCCCCGGUCCCAGAUUGUCCUCAGAGCUACUCAGCCUGGGUGGGACAGUCACCUGCAUGCACUGCUUGGCCAGCUUGGGUGCUGACAGGAGGUGUCCUCUUAACUUUGUUCCCAGCGUAACUUUGCCACCCAGGCCCAUUUGAGCCGCAGUGUUCCCCCUGAGGCAGCCACCCCUCAUGGGUGGGAACUGAUUUUUCCCAAAGCCAGGGCAUGACGCCCUGUAGGCUCAGUAUGCCUCACCUGAGUGCUGGCAAAGCACUAUGGCUUGCUCUUUCUCAUAUCCAGGGUAGCAGAGUCUCUUCCAAGGUCUCUUUUUCUGCUUUUCCUGUUUGGAUCACCUUCCCACCAUCAGGGUUACUAGACAAAUUUACACAGAUGGAGCAUCUUCCUGGUAUUUUCAUUUCCCAGGCUGCCUUUAAGCUUAAGCCUCUUAAGCUUUUUUAUAAGCACACAGCAUUUCACACAAAGAGCCUAAAAGUCUUAAAAUCAGGCUAUGCAAAAGGAAAAAGGAUAUUCUAAAGGGAAGAGGUGCUAGCAAAAUAUCCUCCUGCAUUUUGUAGGUUUUGCUCUCUCUUUCCUAGGCUUUUUUUUGCAACUGGGUUUUGUUCUUUGUGCCAGUGGCGAUUCAAAAAAAGGUGAUGGAAAAUUUCUUGGGCAAUUCCUUUUGCUGUGUGAAUACUGCUGUCGUAAAAUAGAUCUCUCAACACUGUUUUCAGUCUGCAAUUAUGUGCAAGGGCAUAACUGGAUUUUUUUUCAGUACGUACAUUGUUCAGUAAUAAAAACUUUACUCUGAAAUCAUUA
Corvus hawaiiensis (hawaiian crow) is the source of this 7616-nucleotide messenger RNA. RefSeq names its product shieldin complex subunit 1 (gene SHLD1). The coding region runs from base 470 to 1150 and encodes 226 amino acids. The transcript is spliced from 4 exons. Gene Ontology annotation, biological process: regulation of double-strand break repair via nonhomologous end joining. The record is from RefSeq and is a predicted model, not a curated record. Lineage: Eukaryota; Metazoa; Chordata; Aves; Passeriformes; Corvidae.